This is a messenger RNA of Cylicostephanus goldi, 279 nucleotides long. NCBI's taxonomy places the organism in Eukaryota, Metazoa, Nematoda, Chromadorea, Rhabditida, Strongylidae. The record is from the annotation of a GenBank genome assembly.
AUGAAGAGAGAAACUCAAUUUAAACAUCGCAUGCUUGAUAUGGUUGUUGGAAAAAACAAUCCUCUUAGAAGAAGAAAAAGCUUCACGGACAGAUUUCGUGACCUAAUGCCAGAAAAAGCUGUGGACGAAAACGUCUAUGGUUUGGUAGAUGCAGUGUCUAGGCAUUCUAAAGAUGUCAAUUCGCAGAUGUUGUCACCUCGGUUUCUUCCUCUUAUGCCUGAUAAAUACAGCGUAUCGAAGUGGUCUUUUUUACUUUCUGCGAAACAAAUGUGGGCAUAA